Messenger RNA from Penicillium salamii, 3906 nucleotides. Lineage: Eukaryota; Fungi; Ascomycota; Eurotiomycetes; Eurotiales; Aspergillaceae. The record is from the annotation of a GenBank genome assembly.
AUGACCUCGUCCGCUUCCCCCCGGGAAACACCCGAAUCGGCCCUCCCUAAAGAGGGCCGGGUCGAUGAUCGGCCCGAUGAAUCUAUCUCCAUCGACAAGGAGCCGACAGAGCCUAUUAAGCCUGCUUCAUUGUCUAGUUACUUGAGAAUUCUCUCCUAUGGCGCGAGGAAUGGUGGCAUCUUUGCCAUGAUUGUGGGCAUGAUUUGUGCUAUGGGAUCUGGAAUUGCUCUCCCUUUGAUGAACAUCAUCUUCGGGAAGAUCGUGGGAGACUUCAACUCGUAUUCCUUGCCAGACACGUCUUUGAAUGAGCACACCUUCAAGUCAUCUCUUGUACAUUGUGUACCUCUUUAUCGGCAAGUUUGUACUCACCUACAUUGCCAUGGUAAGUCUGCGCAAUGUGAAAUAGACAGACUCAAGCUCAUCUAUCAGAUUUGUUUCCGAAUCAUCAGUCUCUAUGCCUCAGCAUCCUUGCGACUGGAAUAUACACGGGCGCUGUUUUCGAUGCCAAUCAGCAAACUAGACGAAAUCUCAGUAGGCACUGUGAGCAACGCAAUCACAGCACAGUCCAACACAAUCCAACAAAGUGUCUCGGACCGUCUUGCCAUACUCUGCCAAUCAAUCGCCCUACUAGUCGCAGCAUACGCCAUCGCAUUCCGCUACUCAUGGGCACUAACGCUCGUCGUCAGCUCGGCAAUUCUCUUCGUUGUCAUUUGCUUCUGUUUGACAGUCCCCCUGCUCAUCAAAGGCCAACAACACGUCGACCAAGCAGAUAACAAACAUGCUUCCAUUGCAGCUGAUGCGUUCGGAUCUAUUCGCACGGUAUUCUCAUUGGGUGCCGAAGAGUCUUUGACCAAAAAGCACUCGCAGUGGAUCGAGGAGGCUCGCAAACGUGGUCUGGGUAUGUCACUGGUGACAGGAACACAUCUAGCCACUCUGUUCUUUGCCAUGUAUGUCAGCUUUGCGCUGGCAUUCUGGUAUGGAUUGAAGCUCUACCGAGAAGGGCACAUUGCAAACAUCAAUACCGUGAUCACGGUGUUUUUCUCUGUGCUGCUGGUUGUCACAGUCAUGGGAGGAAUUGCCUCACCUUUAAUGGCAAUCUCCAAAGCAAUAAGUGCCUCCGGUGCAUUCUUUGGCGUCAUAGACUCAGAACCAGCGCCUCUGGACGGUCUGCGCGACCCAGACGUCACCAGCCAGGCCGAUAUAGUAUUCGAAAACAUAUCCUUCGCGUAUCCCACUCGACCAGAUACCCAGGUUCUGAAGGGUUUCAGUGCAUGUUUCCCGCGUGGUAAGACGACAGCGCUCGUUGGACCGUCGGGAUCUGGAAAAAGUACCAUCGUCGCGUUGAUUGAGAGAUGGUAUCGGAUUGAAGCAUCGGAUGAUGCGAGCGAUACAACAGGACGGAUCCUUGUUGAUGGGCACAACAUCAAUGAUCUGGACGUGAGAUGGUGGCGGUCCCAGGUGGGACUUGUCCAACAAGAACCGUUUCUUUUCAAUGAUUCCAUCUACCAGAAUGUUUCUUAUGGGCUGAUUGGAUCUAAAUGGGAGAACGAGUCUGAUGCUGUGAAGUUGGAGCUGGUGAGCACGGCUUGUAAAGAGGCAUAUGCGGAUGAGUUUAUUGAACGGUUACCCGAGAGAUAUUCCACAAUGGUCGGUGAAGGCGGAAUCACCCUGAGUGGUGGGCAGCGCCAGAGGCUUGCCAUUGCCCGGAGCAUUGUUGGCCAGCCUCCCAUACUCGUACUUGACGAAGCGACUAGCUCAAUCGACGUGCGCGGUGAAAAGGUUGUACAGGCUGCGUUGGACAGAGUCUCCAAAGACCGAACCACCAUUAUGAUCGCCCAUCGCUUGUCGACAGUUCGUAGAGCGGACAAUAUUGUUGUCAUGAAGGAUGGAGCGUGCGUGGAGCAAGGAUCUCACCAAGAACUGAUGCUGCAAGGUGCCAUCUACCACAGUCUUGUGAAUGCCCAGCAGCUGGAACCGCUUGACGAUAGCUCAGACGACGGGGCCGAGGGUUUGCUUAUUUCCCAAAAAGAAGAAAUUCGCCCGCACGACUACCCGGUUGAUGGUGACGGAGAAAAAGAAGAGGAGUCGCAGACUCCCAAAAAAGCCAAGACUAAAGGCCUGGCUCACAGCCUGGGCAUUGUUUUUUACGAGCACCGCGGUCACUGGAUUCUUUACUUGUUUACCAUUGUGUCUGCCAUUGGGGCUGGAUCUGGCUAUGCAUUGCAAAGUUGGCUUUUUGCUCAGCUGAUACAGGUCUUCCAGUUCACAGGUCAAAAACUGGUAGACCAGGCCAAUUUCUGGGCCUUGAUGUUCUUCGUCCUCGCUAUUGCCAUGGCUAUCUUCUACUUUCUACUAGGCACAUCUGCCAACACAAUGUCGAUGCAUGUUGGAUCAACAUAUCGCAAAGAGUAUUUUGCCAACACCCUGAAGAAGCCUAUCUCAUUCUAUGACCGAGAGGAAAACUCAUCAGGGACACUGAUAUCACGACUCUCACUAGAUCCAAAACAAAUACAGGAUCUCCUAGGGCCUAUGGGAGUGUUUCCUCUUAUAUCAAUCUUCAAUGUGAUCGGAUGUGUGGCAAUCUCGUUCUCUUUUGGAUGGAAGCUAGCAGCAGUGACCUUCUUUGGGGCGAUGCCCUUCAUUCUGUUUGCGGCUUUCAUGCGAAUUCGCUACGAAACACAUUUCGAAUCCAUGAAUGCCGAGGUGUACGCAGACAGCUCUAAGUUCGCGACUGAAGCAAUCAGAGCCUUUCGCACCGUUUCCGCUCUUACAAUGGAGACGACCAUCAUUGAUCGAUACUCGGGUUUGUUGAAGGAACAAAGAUCAAAGGCUUUCCGCAAGUCCUGGUACGCGACCUUGGUCUUCGCUUUCUCCGACAGUGUUGAGCUGUGUGCUAUGGCACUCACCUUCUGGUAUGGAGGGCAGCUUUUGGCAUCUCGUGAAUAUGACCCGGUGGCGUUCUUUGUCGUCUACAUUGCCAUUAUCCAGGGUGGCCAGGCAGCUGGGCAAUUCCUCUCCUUUGGUCCUAACGUAGCACAAGCCAAGGCCUCCGCAAACCGAAUGUUCUCCUCCCGAAAUCCCUCCGAGGGGCAACUUGAAUGCCCAACCGCCGAGCCUAUGCCAAGGGAUCUUCGUCCCUCGGUUGAGCUCCGUGAUGUCUCCUUCAGCUACCAGUCUCGCAAUAUCACGACUUUUGUUGACCUCAACAUUUCCAUUGACAGUGGUCAGUUUGUUGCCUUUGUCGGCCCCUCUGGCUGUGGUAAGUCCACGGUCAUCUCGCUACUGGAAAGAUUCUACGACCCCAUCGGCGGGAAGAUUCUGUUUGGUGGGCAGGAGAUAUCAUCUAUCCAAAAAUCGUCAUAUAGAAGAGCCUUGUCUCUAGUCGCACAGGAACCAAAAUUGUUCGAGGGCAGUAUCCAAGAGAACCUGCUUCUGGGCAUUGAAGACACUCAAGAUUCACAGACAGAAGAGCGCAUGAUCCAGGCAUGCAAGGAUGCCGAGAUCCACGAUUUCAUCACCUCUCUCCCGGACGGCUAUCAAACAGGAUUAGGCGUCAAUGCUCAAACUUCACUCAGCGGUGGUCAAAAGCAGCGAUUGUGCAUUGCCCGAGCGCUAAUCCGGAAACCACUCCUUCUCCUACUGGACGAAGCUACAUCUAGUCUGGAUUCUCAUUCGGAGAAGCUUGUUCAAGAGGCCAUGGAGCGGUUAGCCGGUAAGAAAAACAUGACUAUCAUUGCAGUUGCGCAUCGUCUGGCGACUAUCCAAAAGGCAGAUGUGAUUUUUGUCUUUGGCGAGGGUGCAAGGGGCCAGGGAUCCAAGAUUCUUGAAAAGGGCUCACAUCAUGAAUUGCUACGCAACAAAGGGCCUUAUUGGCAGAUGUGUCAAGCACAAGCUUUGGAUCGGUAG